AUCCGUUCCAAGAAUAUGAAACACAAUCACCUGUGCUAUUGUAUUGUACAAAGACGACUAGGAAUCAAUAUAAAUAGAUAACUAUAACCCCACAGAUUCCAGUACGAAAUAUAAUUUACAAUAUCAAUAUAGGUAUCACUCACCAAGCAAGUACCCAAGAAAUCAUUGGAUAAUUGAACAAAUUCCUAGCACUAAACUUCAUCCAAGAAUCCAAUCAACAGUUGAAUCAAUUCCUAGCAUCAACCAUCAUCAACAUUUUGGUCGAAUUAGACAAGGAUCCAGAAUGAGUGUCAAACUAGUCUUUAAUAACAAGAACAAAACUAAAUUCAACUGUAGGUUACCACAGUUGAAUGAAAUGAAUGAGGAGGAUGAACAAGAUAAAUAUAUCGAAGGCCUUAAGAAUUCAUCAAAUGAUUCAAAUAUGAGUCUUUAUUUCAUAGUUGGAGAUGAAGAAACCACAAAAAUCAGAGCACUUGAAGAAUUCAAGUUCAAGUAUGAUGAAUUUCUUAGACAUGAAUUAACACAUCCAGACUUGGAGUUUUGGAAUAAAGUCAGACGUUUUUCUCAGGAAUGCUUCCAAAAGUAUGAGGCUUUUAUGCAUCGUUCAGCUCAAAGAGUGGAUCUUUAUGUGCAAGCAUUUUCCUUACUCAAAAGUGGAUUUGAAAACUACUUAACAGAAGAACGGGUACAAAAGUUGAUUAAGGGUUACUUCAAACGAAAUAUCGUGGACAACGAAUCCGGACUAGUGAAAUCAGGCAGUUCAAAAAAUAUACGUGAAAUUGGAAGAUCAUUCACUUUAGAGUAUAUUAAAGUACUCGAAAAUAUUUCCUCUAAUCCUCAGAUUUAUGGAAACCCAGUAACAAUUCAUCAAAUGUUUGGAUUAUACGAUCUUGAUGUUGGCCCAUUAGAUAAUACAAAAAUAUUGAAACUUGCUGCAAUUGGUUCUUUUAAACCAUGGUUUGAUAGUCAUUACAAGGGAUUUUUUAAAGAAUUCAAUGAAAGUUACAAAAAACAAAAGACAGCUUUGGAGCUGAUCCUACCAUGGAAGGGGUUAAUAAGUGCUGUUGUUGGUGUUGGAAUUUGUUGUACGUUCUGCUUUGGAUUAUGCAAAUACACCAGCUACGAAUUGGAAGAGCUAGCCAAAGCGGUUAUUGCUAAUGUUACUGCUGCUACUGCUAAUACUAUUACUACAGAUAUUUAA
Molecule: messenger RNA, 1201 nt
Organism: Spathaspora passalidarum NRRL Y-27907
Lineage: Eukaryota; Fungi; Ascomycota; Pichiomycetes; Serinales; Debaryomycetaceae
Exons: 1
Coding region: 284-1201 (305 amino acids)
Source: RefSeq, a predicted model, not a curated record